Messenger RNA from Brienomyrus brachyistius, 4113 nucleotides. RefSeq lists its product as uncharacterized. Gene Ontology annotation, molecular function: actin filament binding. Gene Ontology annotation, cellular component: actin cytoskeleton; plasma membrane. The transcript is spliced from 3 exons. The coding region runs from base 131 to 3505 and encodes 1124 amino acids. Lineage: Eukaryota; Metazoa; Chordata; Actinopteri; Osteoglossiformes; Mormyridae. Gene Ontology annotation, biological process: actin filament bundle assembly. The record is from RefSeq and is a predicted model, not a curated record.
GGGGGGUUGGGCUGCAGCCAACCUCAGGUAGACCAGGGCACAUGGCCCCGAGGGACACCCUGGGCAGGAUGUCGUAUUCCACUCGACACUAAAGGAAAUAUGUUCUGCCUGUCUGGAGCCUGUAUACCCUAUGGAGAAAAUGGUUGCUGAUAAAGUAAUCUUCCAUUCCAACUGUUUCUGCUGUAAACAUUGUAAAAAGAAGCUGGGAAUUCACAACUAUUCAGCUAUUUAUGGCGAGUUCUACUGUGCAUCUCAUUACCAGCAAUUGUUCAAAACGAAGGGGAAUUAUGAUGAGGGAUUUGGCCACAAACAGCACAAAGACCUCUGGCUCAAGAAGACUACAGAGUCUCCGCAUUCUGAGGAAAAGACCUGCAAAGACCCUAAAGGGGACUCCAAGGUCUGUAGCACCUUUGUAGAGUCAUCGGGCUCUGCAGCUCCGAAAAAACUGGAAUUCGGGAACACAAAGACUGCGAGUAGUCCAGAUACAAGAACAAAACUGAAAAUUAAUUGGCCGCCAGAAAAACAGACAUCUGCAGGUCGCCUAGUAACGCCUUACAAUGGUGAAAGGAAGCUGCAUGAGACGGGUAUAGUGGAAGCAAGCUCAAAUUCUCCAAGCAAACAAAGCUCAGGAAAUGUACUGCAAAGUCCAGAAGGAUUAAUGUCAAAGUCCAGUAAAACUGGAGACAACAAAAAGGUUCCUUCAUCAUCCACACAAAGACUCAACAGCUCCUCUGUUCCCCCUGGGCUCGGUAUGAACCGCAAACCCAAAGCUGCAGCCUCAGAGCAUGCGGAACUGGAACCGCCGAGUCCAGCACUACCCCGUCCGUGGAGUGUGUCCAAUAAAAUAGCUCUUUUUCAAGAAAGUUCCCCAAAACAUGCCCCCCCUUUUAAAGUAAAGGAAACACCACAGAAAAACACUCCGGUUAAAACAGCACAUUUAACACUGCCUGAUUCAACACUGACUCCAAGAAAAGACCCGUCCUACGCAAAUAAGAAAGUUACAGCCUCAGACAAAAUGAAGAAAUCAGUUCGCUUUGUAAUGAACGUUAACACUGAGCUGGAUGGUAAUGCCAGCACAGGGGGAGAUUCUGAAAUAAACACUGAACCUGAUUUUGUAUGUCACAGCAGUAACCCAGAUAUUGUACCUAAUGAUGAUAAAGACUGCAGACCCACAGUACUGGGGGCCAAGAAGGAAAUUGCAGCCUCUUUAUUCAUCGAUGAGGCAAUUGAGGACCAAAAUGAGAACAUUCGUAAUCCAUACAAAUGUCAACUGGAGGAACAAAAUGAAAUAAAUGAAAACAUAAUUAAACCAAAGAAUUUAGAAAGCACUGAUACGAAUGCAAUUCAGUCUUCUGCUUCUAUUUUAACAGAGUAUUCACAGACUUUAAUUAGUACCACUGUGGAAGACACUGUUAAUAAGAGAUUUACAGAAGAGGUCUGUGACGAUGAUCUUGAGAGGUGUGAUAUCCAAACAAGUGGGAAAUCAUAUGAGAACAGGGAAGUCAAUAGAGAGCUGACAGAAGAACCCAAGAGUGGGAGUGUUCAAGCAGAAGAAACGGACUCAGAAGUGAAUCGGAAGGGAUCUAUGACACAAACCGCUGCUCGAGAAACGAAGCGUCACAACGGCAAUGUAGAAGCUAAAGAGACUGAAGAGGAAACGCCCGAUACGUCUGACAAAACCGUCCAGAAGUCCGCCACACCGAGUGCGGCUAGCAAGCAGGAUGGGACGGCUCACGCUCGCAAAGAGUCCUGGUCAAAGACGUCGGGUCAAGGUAAAAGCGCCUUCUCGAAGCUUUUCACACCUAGCGCCAAAGAUAAAGCAGGAAAGAGAGAACCCGCAGAGGCCAAGAAACCGGAGGUCAAACCGAGGUCCAUACUGGGAAAACUAUUCCAAUCGUCACCCGAAAAAGAAAAGAAGGUGUCCGGAGUGGCAGAGGCAAAACAUGCCGAUGAGGCUAGAACAGUGACGGAAAAGGCCAGCGAUGUCUUUGUGAAGAACCCCAUGGGUGACAACACUCAGGUGUAUCAGACUGGACAAGUAAACGCCAAGACUGCAUGGAGGCCUUCAGAAAUGAACAGAAAAGAAGAAAUCGAAAGCAGCACAAGCUUAGGCGAUGCGCCGGAUGUCUCCGGAAACAUAUCCCUACAAACAGAUGAUGGCAGCUCAAAAACACUCCUUUCGCCCACCAGUACAAAUGACCUUAACCCUACAUGUCUUAGUUGUGAAGAAAGAGAUGAGCCAAAUACACCUUCUACUGAAGAGGCACCUGCCAGUAUGAUUCCAAGCACACUGGGAGACUCUGGUGAAUGUUUAACACUUUCAGAGUCCAGUGUGCAUGCUUCAAGUGAAGCGGGCCCUAGUCACGCCAUUAUUGAGGAGACGAGUAUCAUUAAUUCAAUCAUUUCACCAGAGCUGUUGGUCAACUCAGACGCAGCCAUGCAGAAAGGUACUACUGAGGAUCCUACUUUUCUGGAUGCUGUCAUGAAUGACAUCAGCGAAGGAGAUGCCCAUUCAAACCCUAUACAGGCAGCAGUCUCUGAACAUUCUUUCCUUUUGCCUCCAAUUGAUCAUGCUCCCUCCAAGAAGAACACAGGCGAUGAAAAUCCCAGCCAGCUCUAUGAAGAUGUUCACAAAGAGAUGAAUGUUACUGAACCCAUGACCUCUGAGUCUCCAGACCGGUUAUCAUCCCUACUAAAUGCGGAGGUCAUGUCAAACACACAAACUAACAUCACAGAAUUUAAUCUUACGGAGGAUGCAUCUGAAAAUAUUCUUGAUCAAGUUGUAACACUAGAAGACAUUAAUCCUGAAGUUACUGCUGAUUUAUCACCGCGAAACAUCCCACCGACAAACGAUCCAGAAGAUCUCUUUGGUUUAAGCCACACUCCACUAAGAUCAGUCGGUGAGGAAUUUGAUAUAUUUAGCAACAGUGACAAUCCUUUGGUGCUCAAUGCAGAAUCUAAACAAAAUAAUGUAGAUCCUGUCACUUUACUGGAUAUCCCUCAAACUGAAGGGAAUAUCGCAGUCAAUCUGAGUACUGAAACGGCAGCAGAUCAUCAAGGACAAGAGACAAACUUUGAGAUGUUUGGCACAAACAGUGAAGCGCUGGUCUGGUUGGGUGCUUCUACUGCAUUCGAUAAAGACAAUGCUGGUCUGGAUGUCGCCUCAGCAGCGCCCCCCUCAGUUUACGUAGAGGACAUCUUUGGGGAGAAUGACUUUUCAGUCAGCCUGGGGAUCCCAGCUGACCCACCGUCUCGAGGAAACCCCGACAUCUUCGCUGAUUUCCUUGGCUUGGACCAAACAGCCGAGGCCGGCUCCACUACAGACACUCCGGUCGACUUCUUCUCCACUGAUGCCUGUGCAGAAGAAGCUCUCAAGCCCCCAGCAGCCAAGUCGGACGCUUCGGCCGAAGGCAUCGACAUAUUCCUCGAUCCAUUUAGUAUGGGCCCCACUACCACGGAACCAAAAAACCCGAAUAACAACUGGAUGGACGAUUUCUUAAGCUAGACAUCUAUGCCUGGCUUUUUUCAACACCACAGACGUCAAGGAUCCUGCUGGAGUCUGGGAGUUAUUAAAUCUGCUAUACAAUCAUAAAUGUUAAAUUUCGACAUGGCACCAAAUACAUAUUAUGCCAUAUUAUAGCUUGCCAGUUUUAUUGCUCAAACACACACUUAAAUAUAUCAUUACCUUUAAAUCAUAUAUUUUAAUAUAUGGAUGUCAAUAUUUUGGAAAAUUAUAGAAAUUAAUAUUCUGUGUGUUUCCACCAAUACAGACCUAAUAUUUAUUGUGAAUUGUUAGUAUUUUCUUCUGUUUUCCCCACAUACUCAGCUGGCUGACUGACCAUGCCCUCUGACCUCAAGCUUAUCUAAUUUGUACUUUACUCUAUCAAAUAAAUGAAUGCAACAAUCACUUCAUUACUUAAUAUAUUGUCUUGAUUUAGAGACUGGUCGAAAAAACUUGACUCAAAGAUGGCCGAAACGUCUAAACAGAAAGCCAGUUAUAUCAAAUGUAUAUUCAUUUUAUUCUGAUAAAUGGAUACAAUACACCAUGUGAUUGGAUAUUUAAAAAGCUCAUAUUGGAAAGUGAGCUCUAGUAAAAAAAAAAAUUCAGUUAAA